Messenger RNA from Pelagomonas calceolata, 1524 nucleotides. The record is from the annotation of a GenBank genome assembly. Lineage: Eukaryota; Pelagophyceae; Pelagomonadales; Pelagomonadaceae.
CGGCUGAAGUGGCUGCAGCGAGCGUUUGGACCCAAAGAGCUCACCUCCGCGCGUCCAGGGGCGCUUCUGAAAAGGUUGACUCCUUGCGCAGCCGGUGUGCCGGUCUAUCGGCAGCGGUACGGCCAGUGCCGCCCACUCAAGGACCUGUGCAAGUGCAAACAGCAGACGGACGACGCAGCAGCGGAACAAUGCGGUGGCUCACGCUGCUCGCCACCGCAGCAGCGCUCGCACCAAAGGACGACAAAUCUUUAGCGCUGUGGCUCCUCGAGCCGUCGCGGACCAUCGACGAGGUGCGGGCCGGCACGGAGACGCUCGCGGCGCGGCCGCCGACGCAGCCCUGCGACGCGCUCGCGCUGUGCAUGGCCUCGUGGGCGGCGUCCCAGAAGCAGCAGGGCGACCUGCUGCCGAAGCUAGCCGCGAAGCUCGCCCCGCGCCUGAGCGAGGCCGUCGACUCGCCGCGCUGCGCCGAGGUGCUCUCGAACACGGCGCGCGCGUUCGCCGUCGAGGCGGCCCGGUCCGACGCGCCGGAGGCGUUCCAGGGGCUCUUCGCGGCGCUCGAGGAGGCGUGUCGCGCGAAGCGCCUCUCGGUAGACCGCCGGUGUGGAAGUCAACGUCGCGUCGAUGGCGUAACGAUCACACACAGGUGGACGCGGGCAACUUCGCCGUGGUCUCGCGGUCCUUCGCCGCCGCGCGGGAAGUCGGCGCCUGCGCGGACGACGCCGCGCCGUUCCGCGGCGCGGCGCCCGCCGACGUGGCCGAGGCGUGCCUGCGCUCCCUCGACGCGCACGCGGCCACGGAGCGGCUCGGCGCCCUCGACGACUUCGCCGUCUACUCCGCGUCGGGCGUCAUCGACCGAGCGGACGCGGACGAGCUGCUGCGCCUCGCGGAGGACCAGUGGACGGCGAGCGCCGCGGCGGGCGACGCCACAAACAACUACCGCACGUCCGAGACGGCGUCGCUGCGGGACGACGCGUCGCGCGCGUCGAAGGCCGUCGACCGCGUCGCCGCCAGGGCCGCGGCGCUGUUUGGCCUGCCGCGGUCGGGCUCCCGCGUCGUUCCCGUCAGCUCACCGGUACGCCAUCGACGCGAAGGGAAGACGAGACAACGCCACACACAGCGAGAAAACACCACGAAGAAAAACACAGGUCGUGCUGCGAGACGCUGCAGCUCGUGCGGUACGCGUCGCCGGCCGCGUUCUACAAGCCGCACCUCGACUGCCUCGAGGAGGCGGGCCAGGUUUUGUUAGGAGGCCAGCGCGUCGGCACGGUGCUCGUCUACCUCAACGACGUCGAGGACGGCGGCGCGACGCGCUUCCCGGCGCUCGGCUUGGAGGUGGCGCCGCGCGAGCUGCAGGCCGUCGCCUGGGCGAACGUGCGCGCGGACGGCGUCCCGGACGUGCGCGCGCGCCACGAGGCGCUGCCCACGGCCGCGACCAAGGUCGCGGUGAACUGCUGGGUGCGGGCGUUCCCGGGGGCGGACGCGCUCUAGUUUCCCAUGUUAAAUUUAGGUGUGUUGUCGUUCUAA